AUGGCAUCUCUUCUCGCAGGCCGCGCAUUCACUCGCUCAAUCACAAAGUGCAGUCGCCCACAAUACCUGCGUCUGCGAGCUCAGAAGCCGGCGUUCAGCGCGCGGAGCUUCACCGCAAGCGCCAAAGCAUGGGAGAAGCGCUACACCGAGGACCAUGAGUGGGUUGAGCUGGCUGAGGAUGGCUCUACUGCCACCAUUGGAAUCUCCGAAUACGCUGCAAAAGCCCUUGGCGACGUCGUCUUCGUCGAGCUGCCAACAGUAGACCUCGAGGUGACCGCAGGAAGCUCGAUUGGUGCGGUGGAAUCCGUCAAGUCUGCUUCCGACAUUAUGUCGCCCAUCAGCGGUGUCAUCACAGAGGCGAACAGUGUGUUGGAGGAGAAGCCUAGCACGAUCAACAAGAGCCCCGAAGCGGACGGAUGGUUGGCCAAGAUCAAGGUCAGCGCACCAGAGGAGGUUUCUAGUCUCAUGGACGCGGCCGGCUACAAGAAGUUCACCGAGGAUGCCGACGACCACUGA
Molecule: messenger RNA, 516 nt
Organism: Ramularia collo-cygni
Lineage: Eukaryota; Fungi; Ascomycota; Dothideomycetes; Mycosphaerellales; Mycosphaerellaceae
Product: related to glycine cleavage system H protein
Exons: 3
Coding region: 1-516 (171 amino acids)
Biological process (GO): glycine decarboxylation via glycine cleavage system; protein lipoylation
Cellular component (GO): glycine cleavage complex; mitochondrion; cytoplasm
Source: RefSeq, a predicted model, not a curated record